AGAACUAAAGGUCAAGCAAGCUACUCCUCCUGCAGAACAAGCAGUGUGCCCUUGUAUGCAUUCGUCCAAGCCCAAAGAGGCCAAAAGUGAGCCAUCGGAGGAGAAAGAGGCAGAGCCCCCUAAAAAGGAACCAGUAGUGAGAGCUAAGAGAGAGCGUGACAUGUGCAGGCCAGUUGACAAGCCAAAAAGGAGAGAGGCUGCAAGGAAAUUGGAAUUAGAAGCGGCAAUCAGGAAGAGAGAACUACGACUUAAAAAGGAAGCGAAGGCCACAAAAGAAGAGUCUCAACAUGUAGAUGCUGGGGUGCCUGCACCUGCACCUGCACCUGCACCUGCGCCAGUUCCCGCCUGUCAACCCACACCAGUCUACUGGCCAUCAUCAUCUCCUGGCUGGUAUUUGCAUCAUAUAUUCACAGACAAUCCAUUUCCACCUACAACUAUGACAGCUCAUCCAGCUCAGCCAUUUUACCAAGCUCCUCCAGCUUACCAAGCUCCUCCAGCUUAUCAAGCUCCUCCAGCUUAUCAAGUUUAUCAAGCUCCUCCAGUUUAUCAAGCACCUCCAGCUCAACCAGCACCAGCUCAACCAGUACCAGCUCAACCAGCUCAACCAACAGCUCCAGUUCUACCGGCUGAACCAGCACCUGUACCAGCACCUGGACCAGCACCUGCACCAGCACCUGGACCAGCACCUGGACCUGCACCAGCUCCAUCGACUCAAGAACCACAGGCUCCCAAAGAAAAGGCUGCUUCCACAAAGAAGGUUCCAAAGGAAAAGACCAAGGCAGCUGCCUCAAAGACGGAGUCUCCUAAAGGAAAAGUUAAGACGCAAGAACUUGCGGUGUCCAAAGGGAAGUUCAAACCAGCUGUUGUAAAGAAAGGAGCUGUUGUCUCUGAAGAAAAGACAAAACCUUCCACGACAAAGAAAGAGGUUGUUGUUUCCAAAGAUAAAGCUAAAACAACAACUGCCAAGAAAGAUCCUGCGGAAAAGGACAAGGACAAAAUAACUCCUACAAAGAAAGAGCCUGCAAUCUCCAAAGAAAAAGUCAAGGCAACCACUAGCCGGACAACCACACCCUCUACCAAGAAAGCCAAAGCUAAAGCCACACACUCUGUGAAGACGGACCAGCCCACUAAACCACAUAAAGCUGAGAAGGCUGAGAAGACUAAGAAGACUGAGAAGGCUGAGAAGACAAAGAAGGCUGAGAAGGCUGAGAAUACUGAGAAGGCUGAGAAGACAAAGAAGACUGUGAAGGCUGAGAAGACUGAGAAGGCUGAGAAGACUAAGAAGACUGAGAAGGCUGAGAAUACUGAGAAGACUAUGAAUACUGAGAAGGCUGGGAAUACUGAGAAGGCUGAGAAGACUAAAAAGACUGAGAAGGCUGGGAAUACUGAGAAGACUGAGAAGACUAAGAAUACUGAGAAUACUGAGGAGACUGAGAAGACUAAAAAGACUGAGAAGGCUGAGAAUACUGAGGAGACUGAGAAGGCUGAGAAUACUGAGAAGGCUGAGAAUACUGAGAAGGCUGAGAAUACUGAGGAGACUGAGAAGGCUGAGAAGACUGAGAAGGCUGAGAAGACUGAGAAGGCUGAGAAGAAAGCUGUGAAAGAGGCUCAAGAAAAAGAAGUAAAGACCCCUGGUAAAGCAAAAGAUUCUCAGACUGAGGAAAGUGCCCCGGACAAGAAGAAGACGUCUGGUCAAACAUUCUUGCAGUGUGUUUUUAUUGGUGGAAAGAGUGCCCACUACCCUUUGCUACCUUCCACCCCUGGUGUGACCCCUGUGUCGAUGAGCCCAGCCAUGCAGUCCAUGAUGAUGCAGCAGGUGCAGCAGCAGAAAGCCCGAGCAGUGGGACAGUAGACGAGCUCCUCAGCCCUAUGCUGCUCCCUCAUCUCAGUCUGCACUUCAACCUUCACCAGCAGGUGGCGCUGCUUGUAUUUACUGCUGGCCCACUGGCUUCUCAUUGAAAACGGAGGACAAUCAGGAACUAAAGGGGAAGGAUGGAUGGACAGUACAGUAUUAUUUAUUUUUCUAUGACCGGUCGAGCUCCCGUGAGUUUCUAAGCCCCUAAUUUCCUUUCCUUUAGUUGUGGCUUUGCUGCUUUUUCAACACUCUUAGAAAAACAGUUACAAAAGGGAUCUUUGGCUGUCCCAAUAGGAGAACCCUUUUUGGUUCCAGGUAAAACCGUUUUUGGUUCCAAGUAGAACCAUUUUGGGUUCCAUGUAGGACCCUCUGCGGACAGUAUUCUACAUGGAACCCAAAAGGGUUAUACUUGGAACCAACAAGUGUUCGUCAAAGGGUUAUUCUAUGGGGACAGCCGAAUAACCCUUUUAGGUUCUAGAUUACACCAUUUUUUCUAAGAGUGUAGCGCUCAGUGUUGAAUUCUUUGUGAUCUAUUUUUGUCUGUAUUUCUCUGUAUUCUGAUGUAUUUAUUAUGAAAGGAGUGUAGGUUAUGGAUACAUCACCUUCAGCAGCAAAUGGAAUUGAUCAUUUCUGCACAUUUCAACAAAAUGCAAUGUACACAUACAUAUCAUUUGUAUUUUAGCUGAAGAUAAAUGUACUGUAUAUAAUGUACAUCUUGAUGUUAAAUCUUGUCGUUUACGUUUGUCGAAUGGUUACUUCACACCAUUAUUUUUGUUACAUCACAACAUUCAUCAAGUUAAUGAUUUCAAUACUUUUCUGUACAUUAAUUUUUGGGCCAUACAUAUAUGGCACUUGGAUAUAAAUGGAGUUAGGAGUUUCAUUUCAUGUUUUGAUUCUAUUUUGUUGAAGGGAACUCACUGAAAAUGCUGUGCAAUAACAAAUGAACAAUGUUACUCACUUUGGCCGAACAUGUCCAUGUUUGUAGGUUUCUGUUGAUGUGUGUCAUACCCUGCUAAUAUUGCACUCUGUGCCUGACCUGUGUCAGGAAAUCCAAAACCAUAUUUUCAGACACUAUUGUAGAAGUUGCGCAUCAAAUCCAGAGUACAAAAGAUACUGCAAAUAAACAAUGACCCACUGGGGCAAAAACAGGUUGAAUGAACGUUGUUUCCACGUAAUUUCAACCCCCCCCAAAAAUCGACGUGAUUGUGGAAUCGACGUGGGAAACUGAUUCGAUUAAGUUGUCAACGUAAGGGCAUUUCAUAUUCUUUUCACCCAACUUUUAACCUAAGUCUAAUGACAUGGUGACAUUUGUCAUUGAUUUCAAGUUAAAUUCACGUUAGUUGACAAUUCAACCAAAUGUAAAUCAAAACUAGACGUUGAACUGACGUCUGUGCCCAGUGGGGAAGAUCUUCAGAAAAUAUAUAUUUUUAAUUGUGUGGCUUUGUGCAUCAUAGUUUGGUCAAGAAAGAGGAUAGAUAUUUGUUUUUGCCUAAAAAUGGCCCUAAUAUAUAUUUUAGAUUCAGACAUAAUAUCAUUAGUUAAUGAAAAAAAGGUCAAAUGUCAUCCCCCUUACAAAGAUGACCAGGAGUUUUCACCUACAGUAAACGUGUCCGCUCAUUGUCAGACGUUAUAAAAUAUGGUUCACAGGCAUGCUAACACCUACUGUAUACAUCUGCCCAGAUCUACAUACACACAUGAACAUGGCCUUAUCACUCAUCACUUACACUGUGAUGUUGUUUUAUGUAUUGUAUGUUUAAUGUAUUGCUUCCAUGUAAAUAACUGCAUCCGCUUGUAUUUUGCUGCUUGGCAUGUCGGUAAAAGAUUGUGGGAUAUUGAGUACGGUAGAAUUACUCAUGGGAGCUCCCGUUGUUAACCAGAAGAACCUCUUUCUCGCUCUCACUCUCGCUCUCUCUCUUCCUCUGAGGAGUGUGUGUAAUGAGAAUGCAACACUAGAGGAGGUCAAGUCAAUGACUGUCCACACGUUUCUAUGACCAACAAUGAUUAUCGUGAGAUGGCGUUAUGAUGUUACCCUGUGAUAUAUAGGUGUGGUCUGACUUCAUCAUCAUGUCAUGUUCCUAUCAUGGCGCUUGCUUCUAUGUGGAGCAGCCAACUGCUGAAAUACAGUGCCUUCCAUAAUCAUUGGGACAGUGAAGCAUUCAUUUCUUAUUUUGGCUCUGUACUACAAAAGUUUGUAUUUUAAAUCAAACAGUGACUGAGGUUAAAGUGCUGACUGAGAGCUUUAAUUUGAGGGUAUUUAUCAUCCAUAUCGGUUGAACCGUUUAAAAAAUUACAGCACUUUUGUGCACAGUCCCCAUUUUAGGGGACCAAAAGUAUUGGGACAAAGUAGUACAAAUGUAAGUAUUUUGUCCUAUAUUCAUAGCACGCAAUGACUACAUCAAACUUGUAACUCUACAAACUUGUUGGAUGCAUUUGCUGUUUGUUUAGUUGUGUUUGUGGUUGUGGUUGUGCAGUCCCUUUUAUUGUAAUAAGAAUAGAAAACACUGAUACAUCAAUGUAAAUAGUACCAUAUGAUUACGGAUACUUUUUUAAUGAAUCGUGAAAUUGUGAGUGAGUUACAGACAAAAAGUUACAAACACAAGAAUAUCACACCCCCAAGACAUGCUAACCUCUCACCAUUACCAUAACAGUGGAGGUCAUAAUUUGUGCGCGUCUGUAACUUUCUCGCUCAUCAUUAUUCAAGAUUCAUUCAGGAUUAUCCGUAAUAUGGCAGCAUCCACACAUCCACAUAUUCUCAUUCACAAAAAAAGUGGCUCCAAAAUGACACAAUACAUUAUUUACCAUUAAUUUCUAUUGGAUACGAAAUAAUCUGAAACACAACCAAAAAUAAAAGCAAAUGCAUCCAAUAAAUGUGUAGAGUUACAAACAUGAUGUAGUCACUGCGUGCUGUGAAUAUGGGACCAGAUAAUUAACUACUUGCAAGUACUUGCUUUACUGUCUCAUAAAGGAGGGCACUGCAUUUUCAAGUAGGUGUGCCUUUUUCUGAUAAUGGUGUUGCUGAGCUGAGUCCAGCAUUUAACUGGGCUCAGCUCAGUACGAGACUUGAUGUCAGGAGUCCAUGUUUCAAGACCAUGUGAAAGAAAAUAUUGGAUCUGAGCUUAGAUGUCCUCGCUACAACAGAAGGGACGAUAAGUACAGUUGACGUCGGAAGUUUACAUACACUUAGGUUGGAGUCAUUAAAACUCGUUUUUCAACCACUCCAAAAAUGUCUUGUUAACAAACUAUAGUUUUAAGUCGACUAUAAGUCGGUUAAGACAUCUACUUUGUGCAUGACACAAGUACGUUUUCCAACAAUUGUUUACAGGCAGAUUAUUUCACUUAUAAUUCACUGUAUCACAAUUCCAGUGGGUCAGAAGUUAACAUACACUAAGUUGACUGCCUUUAAACAGCAUGGAAAAUUCCAGAUAAUUAUGUCAUGGCUUUAGAAGCUUCUGAUAGGCAAAUUGACAUCAUUUGAGUCAAUUGUAGGUUUACCUGUGGAUGUAUUUCAAGGCCUACCAUCAAACCCAGUGCCUCUUUGCUUGACAUCAUGGGAAAAUCAAAAGACAUCAGCCAAGACCUCAGAAAAACAAUUAUAGACCUCCACAAGUCUGGUUCAUCCUUGGGAGCAAUUUGCAAACGCCUGAAGAUACCAUGUUCAUCUGUACAAACAAUAGUACGCAAGUAUAAACACCAUGGGACCACGCAGCCAUCAUACCGCUCAGGAAGGAGACGCGUUCUGUCUCCUAGAGAUGAACGUACUUUGGUGUGAAAAGUGCAAAUCAAUCCCAGAACAACAGCAAAGAACCUUGUGAAUAUGCUGGAGGAAACAGGCACAAAAGUAUCUAUAUCCACAGUAAAACGAGUCCUAUAUCGACAUAACCUGAAAGGCCGCUCAGCAAGGGAGAAGCCACUGCUCCAAAACUGCCAUAAAAAAAGCCAAACUACGCUUUGCAACUGUACAUGGGGAGAAAGAUCGUACUUUUUGGAAAAUGUCCUCUGGUCUGAUGAAACAAAAAUAGAACUGUUUGGCCAAAAUGACCAUCAUUAUAUUUGGAGGAAAAAGGGGGAGUCUUGCAAGCCGAAGAACACCAUCCUGACCAUGAAGCACAGGGGUGGCAGCAUCAUGUUUUGGCUUUGCUGCAGGAGGGAUUGAUGCACUUCACAAAAUAGAUGGCAUCAUGAGGAGGCAAAAUGAUGUGGAUAUAUUGAAGCAACAUCUCAAGACAUCAGUCAGGAGGUUCAAGAUUGGUCGCAAAUGGGUCUUCCAAAUGGACAAUGACUUCAAGCAUACUUCCAAAGUUGUGGCAAAAUGGCUUAAGGACAACAAAGUCAAGGUAUUGGAGUGGCCAUCACAAAGCCCUGACCUCAAUCCCAUAGACAAUUUGCGAGCAGAACUGAAAAAGCAUUUGCGAGCAAGGAGGCCUACAAACCUGACUCAGUUCCACCAGCUCUGUCAGGAGGAAUGGGCCAAAAUUCACCCAACUUAUUGUGGGAAGCUUGUGGAAGGCUACCCGAAACGUUUGACCCAAGUUAAACAAUGUAAAGGCAAGGCUACCAAAUACUCAUUGAGUGUAUGUAAACUUCUGACCCACUUGGAAUGUGAUGAUAGAAAUAAAAGGUGAAAAAAAUAAUUAUUUCUACUAUUAUUCUGACAUUUCACAUUCUUAAAAUAAAGUGGUGAUUCUAACUGACCUAAAACAGGGAAUUUUAACUAGGAUUAAAUGUCAGGAAUUGAUGUCAGGUGAAAUGUAUUUGGCUAAACUUCCAACUUCAACUGUAUAUUUACAAUCCAUGGUGACUUGAGAGCCCAUACGGUGAAUCCCUGAGCGUAACGGCUGAGCAAUGGCUUUGUUUGUUUCGAAUGUAGCUGUCUCAGCCUGCUGUAUGGUAUCUAUCUACUAUCUAUCCAUACAUUUUGCAGUGGUACAGUAAACUGUCUUUUUCCAAGGACACGUGCAUCCACAGUCAGCAAAAACAGCUCGACAAAGUGUUGAAAAGUAGGCCAGAGAAUAAAAGAAACUUGACUUUGAAGUUCCAGAGCUCCAUUUCCUGUUCCACCAGAGGAAAUGCUGCUGUGUGCUGUGUGUUGUUUUCUGUGGAUCUGACUAAUGGCUGGGGGCAGAGUCCCCCCCACCAUGAGAUACACUCAUCAAUGAUAAACAUCAACAUCAACAGCAGUGAAUAAUAUUUUUUCAUAAUUAUAACUAUGUCUUACCUUUCUAUUCUUGUAUUUUUUUUGUCAGGGAAACUUGUUUACUGGUGGUGGAAAGUACUUGUUGGUUAACUGCUCUUCAUUAUGAGCUUGGUCAUAUCAUCAUACCUUUCCCAGUCACUAGGUAUAACAAAGCAACGACAAAGACAACCACACCGUAUGAGGUUUUAAUACCUUAAGUUUACUUGAUUUACACCAGUGCUGCUGGCACAUUUCAGUGAAUUUAUUCACUUGUGGAAUGUCUUGACAGAGUACAGACCUCAGAUAUACAUGAUUCAUAAGCACUGAGUAUGUGCCGAUUAUGUGAGCUGUAACAAUGUCAUUUCAAAAACAUUAUUCAGAAUUGAAAUAUGUUUUGGGUUGUUUUGUUCUUUAAGACGAUUCAGUUUUGUUAAUUGCCUGUAUUAUGCAUGACUGUUAUUUGAACAAAGACAACACAUUUUGCAGUUGUUGUCCCUUGUUUUCAGCAACACUCUGGUGCACUACUGUAGGACUUGAAAUAUUAGCUAUUAACAGAACUGUCAGACAUCAGUUGAGUUACAUGUAAUGGGUGGAUAUAGAUUGCACUGCUAUGAGAUGUGAACGCUCUGUUGAUUUCCUGACAUGCACGGAGGAAAACAAACUCUCCACCUUAUGUAACAGCAACAAUAUUAGAUAUGUUCCCAAAUACUAAUUUCAAUAUUUCAAUGGAGAUACAUUUUCUUGCCAAAUAUACACAAGGGACAUUUUUUAUUUUGGGCUAUCCCUUUUUGUAGCCCUUUACCUGGGUUACCUUGUCAGUGCUCUAUUGCUACUUUGUGAGACUAUUGCUCAACUUUCUCCCUGCUCUGCUGUAGCUCUGUCCUGCAAUUAAUCACAACAGGAUGUCACUGAUAUGUUUAAUGAUACUGUUCUUAUGUUGUAGUUUUCGUUUUUGAACAGUUUUAAUGAAGUCCAAACUCUUAUUUAAACAACAGCACAUUAUUUAUUUUAAAUCCCCCCCAAAAAAUAUAUUUUCAAAGUAUGUUGUACAUGGAGCAUAAACCAACUGGUAAUACAGUACUUAUAUAGCUUUGCAGUAUUUAUAGGAAUUCUUAUUUUUUCAUUUCUUUGUUUUGUUUUCAGAACAAUGUUCUCUUGACGUCUUUUUUUUGUCAACCUUGUUAAGUUUUUAGUAUACAGUACUUUAAGCAAAACGUGGCUCUGGACAAUGCAAUGUAAGCAUUACGAAUUGAGUAAACAAACAUGUUAACAUUUAAA
This is a messenger RNA of Oncorhynchus masou masou (cherry salmon), 8306 nucleotides long. Its product is annotated as proteoglycan 4-like. The record is from RefSeq and is a predicted model, not a curated record. Lineage: Eukaryota; Metazoa; Chordata; Actinopteri; Salmoniformes; Salmonidae. The transcript is spliced from 23 exons. Bases 56 to 1852 code for a protein of 598 amino acids.